UGGAUAUGGCCGACAUAAGAUCAUUUACACGUAAAUCCUGGGCAUGUGUCUGUGGAGUAUUGCUGGUUCUCACCGCGCUUUUAUACUCGGCGUGGGUCACUGACUCCGCCCCCAAGGUCCCGUUUGGAAGGUACUGGGAGCCCAACGUGUCUGAGAAAGUGCCAUGGUGGGACAGCGGCGACUGCAGCGGCGAAGGACAGAACACCUCUCCCUCAGAAGGCAACACAAUCUCCAAGAAUGGCACUGUGGGCGGCACUUGUGGGCGUAGGGCUUGGGCGGCUGGCGGCGGGCAACGGGUGGUGUCCCUCUCCCUCUAUGGCGACAGGGCGGAGUACUGGCUUGGGCUAGACACCUUACUGACUCAGGUGAGAAGGCAUUACCCAGGUUGGAAAGUGCGGCUGUACACGGACGCUCGUUGGCGGAGGGGCGUGCUGUGCCCUAUGCUCCGCGACCACGCCCACUUCUACGUGUGCGACGUGGAGGACCUUCCGCCCCCGCUGGGGGACGUAUCCGCUAUUCACCCGACAAUGUGGAGGACGCUGCCGCUCGGGGAAAGCCAGGUGGCGGCGAUGGUCGUGCGGGACACAGAUUCCCCGAUCUCGUCGCGAGAAGCAGCGGCCGUGGAACAGUGGCUCGCAUCGAACAAAACCUUCCACGUUAUGAGAGAUCACCCUCAGCACGACACCACAAUCCUCGCAGGCAUGUGGGGCGCCCGUUGGGAGAACCUGCCUGCUCCCCGCGUGGCAGAGUUGGCUCAGGUGCGCCGCAGGAUGCUCGAGCGAGGACGAGGAAAGUCGCACAGUGGCGUCGACCAGGAGAUCCUGAAUAAGGUUUUGUGGCCAGUGGCGAAGGGCAGGAUGGUGAGUCACGACAGCUACCUUUGCCAGAAAUAUCCUCACUCGCUUCCUUGGCCGACGCAGCGAGAGGCCGGGUUCUUUGUAGGGGCGCCGAGCUUCCGCCCCAAAUAUUCGACGUCCUCGCUGACGCGGCCGUGCCCGGAGGCGUGUCGGCCGCCGCGCCACAAGGACUGGACCUACUGCUGACUGACACGCACACGCACAAACACACGCACGCACGCACGGACACGAGCGCACACACAAACACACACACACACACACACACACACACACACACACACACACACACACACACACACACACACACAUA
Penaeus chinensis is the source of this 1167-nucleotide messenger RNA. RefSeq lists its product as uncharacterized. NCBI's taxonomy places the organism in Eukaryota, Metazoa, Arthropoda, Malacostraca, Decapoda, Penaeidae. Bases 6 to 1043 code for a protein of 345 amino acids. The record is from RefSeq and is a predicted model, not a curated record. The transcript has 6 exons.